This is a messenger RNA of Capsaspora owczarzaki ATCC 30864, 2252 nucleotides long. RefSeq lists its product as hypothetical. NCBI's taxonomy places the organism in Eukaryota, Filasterea, Ministeriida, Capsasporidae. The coding region runs from base 1 to 2028 and encodes 675 amino acids. The transcript is spliced from 11 exons. The record is from RefSeq and is a predicted model, not a curated record. Gene Ontology annotation, biological process: protein phosphorylation. Gene Ontology annotation, molecular function: protein binding; ATP binding; protein kinase activity.
AUGCUGCCGUAUCAGAAUAUGAAUCAGAGACAGCGCAAGCUGUAUGAUCAAGUCAAGGAUGCGAGCGGAGAGCUCAAUCUGUACCAGAAUCAGAUUGGCGAUCCUGGAGCAUACACGAUUGCUGAGGCACUCAAAGUGAACAAGACGCUGACUGCGCUCUCCCUAAGUGGGAAUCAGAUUGGCGAUGCUGCCGCGCGCACGAUCGCUGAGGCACUCAAAGUGAACACGACGCUGAUCAAGCUCAAUCUGUACCAGAAUCAGAUUGGCAACGCUGGAGCGACGGCGAUUGCUGAAGCACUCAAAGUGAACAAGACGCUGACUACGCUCUCUCUGAGUGGGAAUCAGAUUGGCAAUGUGGGAGCGCAGGUUAUGGCUGAGGUACUCAAAGUGAACACGCUGACUGAGCUCAAUCUGCGCCAGAAUCAGAUUGGCAACGCUGGAGCGACGGCGAUUGCUGAAGCACUCAAAGUGAACACAAGACUGACUGGGCUCGAUCUGUGGGAGAAUCAGAUUGGCGAUGAUGGAGCGCUGGCGAUUGCUGAAGCAUUCAAAGUGAACACGACGCUGACUACGCUCAGUUUGCACCAGAAUCAGAUUGGCGAUGCUGGAGCGCAGGCGAUCGCUGAGGCACUCAAAGUGAACAAGACGCUGAAGGAGCUCUUCUUGUGGAGGAAUCAGAUUGGCGAUGCUGGAGCACAAGCGAUUGCUGAGGCACUCAAAGUGAACAAGACAUUGAAAACGCUUUUUUUGAACGAGAAUUUCCUGACCAACACCGGAAUCAAUGCACUCAGGCAAACCGGCAAUACCACUUGUAACUUUAAAGACCUUGACCAGCAGCGUGUUCCGUCGUCUGCCGAACUGGCGCAGAUUGCAGCUCGUGCCGCUGCGAACGUGGCAGAGAUUCAGCAACUGCGCGCCAAGUUGGCCACGGAAGAUCAGGAGCUCGCAACCAACAAGCAGGAGCUCGCAACUAAAGAUCAAGCACUCGCUGCCAGAGAUCAGGAGCUCGCUGCCAAAGACCAGCAGCUUGCUAUCAAAGACCAGGAGCUUGCUGCCAAAAAUCAGGAACUUGCAACCAAGGAUCGUGAACUGAAGUUAGCUCUUGAUCGUAUCGACGUACUGGAGCGCAACCAAGGCGCCGGUGGAUCCGCCUCAAACUUUGACGGUCCCAUCCCACAAGUGCCUCUCGCCACUCUCGCCUCCGCCACGAACAAUUUCGCUGCGGAUUCUCUGCUCGGCGAAGGAGCAUUUGGUCGUGUGUACAGUGCCAGUUUGCCUGCUCCUCCCGUUGCCGUCGCCAUCAAGAAGCUGUCCGCCGCAUCGAUCCAGCAGUAUGCAGCGUUUCAGGCAGAGUUGAAAUCUCUAUCUAAAUUCCGUCACCCCAACAUCAUUGUCAUGCUGUCCUAUGCCGAAGCUCAGGGUGAAUAUUGCUUGGUUUACGAGUUCAUGCCGAAUGGUUCUGUACGCGAUCGUCUCAGCUGCAAGAACGACACUCCUCCGCUGACUUGGUCCCAGCGCCAUCGCAUCGCGGCUGAUGUCGCCCGUGGCAUGCACUACGUCCAGACAGCCUUUCCUGACCAUGUUCUGUUCCACCUCGACCUCAAGACGGACAAUGUUCUGCUGGACGCACACUUCAAUGCAAAAGUGUCUGAUUUUGGUCUCGUCCGUGCUGCCGAGCAUCUUGAUGACAAGAGCUACCUUCGCACAAAGGUUCCUCAAGGCACCGUUCCUUACAUGUGUCCCGAGUUCUUAGAAGGCCGCAUGACCAUCAAGACGGACGUUUAUGCAUUUGGCAUGAUUUUGCUCGAGCUUGUGACCGCCGCCAAGCCUGGCAACCGCCUGAAACUCGAUGCACGAAAGGCUGUGAAAACCCAAAACGUCAUUGGCAUGCUGGACUCGGCGCUCAAACCAACCGACGCAGAGCGCCAAAGCGUCAGCAGCAUUGUCACUCUUGCACUCGAGUGUCUUGAUGAAGAUGCCGAUGAACGGCCAUCCUUUGGACGCCUCAUUGCUACAUUGGAUCUUUGAUGACAUGCUGUAUUGCCCGUUUCAAGAUCCAACCAAGGCGAGUCUGUUUGCCUUUCGUUCAGGUGAUGCAUUCAAAGUUUGAUGCGUCCUCCCAGUGUCUUGCUGUUGUUGUUGCUGUUGUUGUUGUUGAGUUGUUGUUGUUGUCGUACUAGUCGGUAGUCGCAGUUUUGUGCUUUGUGCGUUGCGCUCAUUUUCGCGAAUGCAAAUCGUCCUAACAACCCAAC